Messenger RNA from Clunio marinus, 204 nucleotides. Lineage: Eukaryota; Metazoa; Arthropoda; Insecta; Diptera; Chironomidae. The record is from the annotation of a GenBank genome assembly.
AUGAACUGUCAUAACGCAAUAGAGGAUGCGAUGUUAAUGUUUGAUAAACAAACGAAUCGACAUAGAGGUGAGUACUCAAAUAAAACGCUUUAUUGCUUUCAAAAAUUUGUUCACAUCUUGUUGUCUGGGAUGUGUGAUGAAAAUAUUGAUGGUGAACAUGAUGAUCGCAUUAAUUUAAUUUGUAACAAGAUGUUUCACGCAUGA